ACCGCCGUCACUAAUUAAUUAGUUGUCAAUUGUCAAGUCAAUGUGAUGAGUAUGGUGAUUCGAGGAAAACAUAUCUUUUAAUUCAGUAAUUUCCUCUUUGCAAAUUGCUCUAAAGGUAUGCCGUUUGGUGAUGAACUAGAAAACCAAAAUCCUACACUAUACGUGAAAACAGCAGACAGAAGUGUGACUGAGGAAGAAUAUGAUGACUCUAUUGUAGAUCCUUUUGAUCAACGGGAAAUAUUUGAUUUAAUUAGAAACAUCAAUGACCCAGAACACCCUUUAACAUUGGAAGAACUUCAUGUCGUGCAACAAGAUUUGAUUACUAUUCAAAAUGAAAAAAAUUACAUCCACGUCAGUUUCACUCCCACAAUUCCUCAUUGUAGCAUGGCUACAUUGAUUGGCUUAUCCAUAAGAGUGAAGUUAUUGAGGUGUCUGCCUUCCAGAUUCAAAGUUAAAGUGGAAGUUACUCCUGGAACUCACAACUCAGAAAGUCAAGUAAAUAAGCAACUGGCCGAUAAGGAACGAGUGGCUGCUGCCCUAGAGAACUCACAUUUAAUCAAGAUUAUUAAUCAGUGUAUUGAAAGCAGAAAACGAGGUUAAUUAGUAAUCAUCAAAAUGGUCAAAAGGGAUCCCUCAUUAAUAUCAUCGCAAAGUGAUAUAAACUCUGCCUACCAUAAAAUCCAUCGGUAUUUUAGGAGAUUGUUUAAAUUUGAACAGAUGGACUUUCAAUUCGCAUUGUGGCAAAUGUUUUAUCUGUUAGCAGCUCCCCAGAAGCUGACGAAAGUGUUCCGGGCGCGAAAAAAUUUCAAGUCUCAAUACGCACGUGACGAUCCAGCUUUCUUAAUACUUUUCGCUGGUGCUCUGUGCUUGACCUCGAUUGGUUUUGCGCUCACUCUCGAUUAUAGCUUUCUUCAAUUUACCAAAUUCCUUGUCAUAGAAAUUUUUAUCGAUUGUAUAGGAAUAGGUGUUGUUAUUGCAACGGCGCUAUGGUACAUCACCAAUAAGUUUUUAAAGCCGAAAAAUAUGCCUCAAGAUGUCGAGUGGGGUUUUGCUUUCGAUAUUCACCUAAACGCAUUUUUCCCACCUUUGAUUUUGUUGCACUUUUUCUUAUUAAUUUUCUAUAAUUUGUUUAUGCAAGAGAGCGGCACGAGCCAACCAUUUGCCGUGUUCUAUGGAAAUGCGUUUUGGUUAGCAGCGGCUGUUUAUUAUGUAUACAUUACCUUCCUAGGUUAUAAUUCCAUGCAGAUAUUAAAACAUAUUAAUUUAUUUUUAAUACCUAUUCCUACCCUGAUUUGUAUAUACUUGCUAACUCUGUUUCGCGGCAUUAAUAUUUCUAUAAGCGUCUUUGACAUGUACAGGCAGAGAAUUGUGUAAGACUUUGUUAAGCUAAAAGUAAUAAAAUAUGCUACUGGUA
Molecule: messenger RNA, 1414 nt
Organism: Dendroctonus ponderosae (mountain pine beetle)
Lineage: Eukaryota; Metazoa; Arthropoda; Insecta; Coleoptera; Curculionidae
Gene: galla-2
Product: MIP18 family protein galla-2
Exons: 3
Coding region: 118-600 (160 amino acids)
Biological process (GO): iron-sulfur cluster assembly
Cellular component (GO): cytosolic [4Fe-4S] assembly targeting complex
Source: RefSeq, a predicted model, not a curated record